Messenger RNA from Cimex lectularius (bed bug), 1459 nucleotides. RefSeq lists its product as uncharacterized. Gene Ontology annotation, molecular function: nucleic acid binding; RNA-DNA hybrid ribonuclease activity. Bases 420 to 1343 code for a protein of 307 amino acids. Gene Ontology annotation, biological process: DNA replication, removal of RNA primer. NCBI's taxonomy places the organism in Eukaryota, Metazoa, Arthropoda, Insecta, Hemiptera, Cimicidae. The transcript has 2 exons. The record is from RefSeq and is a predicted model, not a curated record.
GGCUGCAAUUUUUCAGUUGAAGAUAGUUUUCCUCCGAGACCUCAGACCAUUCCAUUAGUGUAUGUUUCCCCAGAUUUAUCACGGUGUAACCAUUGAAAAAUAUUUAUGUGUCCACAAGAUUUGUAAAGUUUUGACAACCUUGUAUUAAUCGGAGGCCAAGAGGCGGAAAUUUGAAUUUGUUUCACUUUCCUCCUUUUCAAAGUCGAGACGGGAUUUUUACCAGGCAUUAUUUGAACAACAAACGUCCCUGCAUAGUGCCUGAGGAAAUAGACUCGUCCCGGAGCAUAAAUGGCUUUCUGACCUUUUGUCCAUCGGACAAUUGUGGGCGGGCUUUGUUUAUAAACAAAACCUAGCGCUUACCUGGAGACCGGACACUUACUAAUCAAAUUCUGCACACUUGUCAACUUUGUUUUCACCCCAUGGGCGGUUUUUCCCUUUCGAACUCUACACGGUCAGAACAAAGAAUUCUUCAGAAUUUACUACAUUUGUCUGGUGGAAACGAGGAUGGGUAUGAUGAAUCUCAGCUAGAUCAUUUCACUAGGGAACACCUUGCUGGCAAUUAUAUGAUUUUCACGGAUGGUUCUGUGGUGGAAGGUAAGGCUGGGUUUGCUCUUUACGACUCAGUACGGAGGAAGAAUAAAACAUUUUCUCUCCCUGCAAAUAGCUCCAACUUCUCUGCCGAAUCCAUGGCUAUUCUAAAGGCAUUAGAGUAUGUAAAGAAAAUAGAUGUUAAGAAAAUUGCUAUCGUGACUGAUUCAAAAAGUAUUGUCUCCCACAUAGAGAAAAUAAAUACCAAUUCGGACCAUGUAACAGUAAAUAUUUUGCUAGUGUAUAGGGAACUGGUCAACAGCGGAAAAAAUAUAACUGUAUGCUGGAUUAGAGGGCAUUCAGGAAUACGCGAGAAUGAGCUGGUAGAUGUGAAGGCGAAACAGGCUAUCGAUACAGGGGAAUUCUGCGAAUAUAAAUAUACAAAAAGCGAUUGUAGACGUUUACUCAAUGCGAGUUGGCUAUCUGAGUGGCAGGAAUUUCAUAGUGGCUCCGCAGGCGGAUCACUGUAUCGGUCCAGGUUCCCCGUGGUACCCAAGGCUCCGUGGUUUCAAGGAUGCAGGGCAACUCGCGACUUCCAAACAGUACUCACACGGAUCAGAAGCAACCAUGGCUUAUGGGGUGCUCAUAAAUAUAAGAUUGGCCUGAGACAAUCUGCCAAUUGUGCUUCCUGCGAUUGUACAGAGGACAUGAACCAUAUAAUUAUGAAAUGCCCAGAAUACGAGGAUAUGAGAAUCUCAUUAGUGGCAUCGAAUCCUUGGUUGGAGUGGCCAGACCUUUUUCAUUGCAAACUUUAAUUACAACUGGGAGAAGAGACAUAUACCAUCUAAUUUAUUGUUUCAUAAGGGAAAGUUGCAUUGAGGUGUAAUUCAAAGGUAGACAUGUAACAUGGGGCGCGUGCUUCGGCUCGGGU